AUGGCGCCUGGGACGCCGGGGAACGACACAGCACUGCCGGUACAGGUUCAAAUCACAACGACGGAGGAACGAAGCAGUAUGCUCAAAUCCUGGUCUGUGUACAUGGUGGAAGUGAGCGACUUCGGCCGCAAGUUUACAGUGGAGAAGCGCUUCGACGACUUCGACCGUCUGCACGCGGACCUCCGGGAGUUAGAACCGAACAUGCCUCCUCUGCCGGAGAAGAAGUUCCUCCAGUCCACAGACGCCUCUGUGGUUGCCGAGCGAAAGCCCGCUUUUGAGCGGAUCCUUCGCCACCUGUUGCGCAGCGAAGUCGCCGUGCACGAGAAGCAGCAGACGGUUUUUAAGUUUCUCGAGCUGCCUACGCCCGCAAUCGUGGCCUUCAGAUAUCUUUUCAAGAUGCAGCGCCUGGCGAAUGCCCGCCAGUGUGGAAAGCUCACCGACCCCAAGUACGAAAAGGACCACUCCUAUCGACUGACACAUCCGGCCAUCGUUCGAACGAGCUUACGGCUUCUCGGUGAAGGCGCUCUUCUAGAAGCCGCCGAAGCUACGGCUGCUGUUCCAGACGCGUCGCCCGAUUCGGAGGACGGCGCGGCGGAGAAGCCCGCGCCGGCGCCGCAACGUCGGGAUCCUGCGGCACUCGCGGAGGCGGAGGCCUCCAUUGUGGAAAUUUUACGUUUCGCUCUCGCCAAUGGCAACGAGCAGACACGGCAGUUCUUUCUCCAAGAGAAGGGCCUGGCCGUGCUGUUGGGAUUCAUCUUCCGGAAAGGAAUGAAAGAACCUGCCAAUGGACCAGAUCCACGCGCACGAGGCGUCCUCAAUGCGCUGAUCAAGAACGAGGGGGACAAGUUCGUGUCCGUCUUCGCCGGCUUCCUCGAGACCGGAGGCCUGGCCGCUUUGCGCGCUGGCACAACACUGCUGCAACAACAGAGCUUUGCUGAGUUCGUCUCGAAGCUGCUCUGGCUCGCCUGGGAUCUUCAGGUCCAGCAAGUCUUUCUGGCCGAGGAGCAGAGCCGCGAGGCCCUGGGACUCCUGUCGGCGCUCUUCGACUGCCCCUCGAAGGGUGCGCGCGUGUGUGCAGGAUUGCUGUUGGCCUGCGCGCUGGCGAACCGACAAUUGGCUGGGCGCGAGGAGCAGGCGGCUGCCGGUGUCACCCAGCUGGCAGAG
Molecule: messenger RNA, 1164 nt
Organism: Symbiodinium necroappetens
Lineage: Eukaryota; Dinophyceae; Suessiales; Symbiodiniaceae
Source: the annotation of a GenBank genome assembly